AUGUCUCAGAUCCCCACUAUUGAGGAAAUCAAACAGGCGGCAGAGAUUAUCAAAGACUAUGUGCACAAGACUCCAGUGAUAACGAGCUCUACCUUGGAUUCAUUUGCUACAAACACACUAGGACGCGAAACUAGACUUGUAUUCAAGUGCGAAAACUUUCAGAAAGUUGGGGCCUUCAAGAUACGGGGCGCCACUCAUGCUGUCAGACGACUCCUAGAGACCGUAAUAGAUCCAUCUAUGCUGACUGUCGUCACACAUUCCUCUGGUAAUCAUGCUCAAGCCCUAGCGCUUGCUGCACGACAACUGGGCGUCCAAUGCCAAGUCGUUAUGCCCUCCAACGCGCCACUAGUGAAGAAAGAAGCCUCCACCGUCCAAGAGAUCAUCCAGCGAUUGGAGAAAGAGGCAGCUCAAGCCGGCAAGCAGAGUAUAGUUCGGUUGGUACCACCGUAUGACCACCUCGACAUUGUACGGGGACAGGGUACCAUUUCGUUGGAACUCCUGAACCAGGCCGAGGAGUUGAAUCGACCUCUCGAUAUUGUCAUUGCCCCCGUGGGUGGCGGCGGAAUGCUGAGCGGAGUCUCACUAGCUGCCAAGAAUCUAUCCAAAGACAUACUCGUGUUUGGAGCCGAACCGACAG
Acaulospora colombiana is the source of this 637-nucleotide messenger RNA. The record is from the annotation of a GenBank genome assembly. NCBI's taxonomy places the organism in Eukaryota, Fungi, Glomeromycota, Glomeromycetes, Diversisporales, Acaulosporaceae.